AUGAUUCAUUAUAACUCUAUUGACCUCCCUUAUUUUGACACAAAUGCUGCCGAACAUAGGGACUUGCAUAUUUCCUUAUCUCGCUUAAGAUACUUGAAGGUGACAAUGCAAGAAUAUUUGAAGCUGACAGUACAAUAUGAUUCAGAUGAUUCAAAUGAUGAUUCAGAUAAUGAUACUGAUUUCGAGACUGGAAUUUUUGUUAACACAUCAAUACCUGUGUUUUUGGUGGGUUUCAACUUUGGUUCACGAGAGGCUGCUCAAUUGGCUGCGUUGGAUACUGGUUGCAAUCUGCUUUGUGUUCAGUGCAAACUUGAUAGAGGCGGCAAUAGGACAUUCUAUAGAAACUAUUGGCCUGCGGAGUCUUCAACAUAUUCUGUUAAUGUGAGGUGCGUGGACUUUUAUUCUUCUACUCCAUUGACAUGUAUUCCAACACCCACUCUCUGCUGGUAUUUAUUGAAAUAUUUGGGUGAAGUCAUUGUCCGUGGAAAUCCUGCAUUUGAACGAUUUAUUUACGGUUCAUCAUUUGACAAUCAACCAGCGCAUGAGUUAAAUCCGUUAUUUGGAUGGAUAAAAUCCGGAGGAGUUGAGUUUUCAACUCCUCUUAUAAUUAGGGAGUUUGAUUACUACGUAAAUCUUGAAGGCAUUAGUUUUGGGGGUAGGAUGCUCGGUAUUGACAAAAAGGAUUUGAGAAUGGAUAAUUUUAAAAGUGGUGGGGGUGCAACUAUUGAUUCAGGUUCAGGUUUGAGUUUCCUUUGA
Messenger RNA from Coffea arabica (coffee), 756 nucleotides. The record is from RefSeq and is a predicted model, not a curated record. Lineage: Eukaryota; Viridiplantae; Streptophyta; Magnoliopsida; Gentianales; Rubiaceae.